UCUAAAAACACACGAACUAUGGCUGCUCAGGCUCCAUCAAGCAACACUUCAACUACACAGAUGUCUCAACAAAUCAGCACCAAAGAUACCUACAAUGUGUCUGCACAGGUGGAUACCAAGACUGUCCUCUCCUGCUAUAUUCACCAAAUAAAAAACCUAGUAAUGUUAAACUGGGAAAUACUCCUUAGGGACACAGUUCCCUGUAUCAUUGCUUAUAGAAAAUACAAGAAUGAAACCAAGGAAACAAACUGCUCUGGUGAAGGAAUAAACUGGGAAUCCAGAGCUGACUGGGACUAUGAGCUUCGGAUAAACCCAGUGACUAUCGCGAAUGAUGGCGAUUACAAAUGUGAAUUUGUAACGCCUGAAGGGAAUUUUGAACGUCUUUAUCACCUCAGUGUGGUAGUUCCUCCUCUGGUAAACCUGUCUAACGAAGGGGAUGAGUCUGCUGUGUGCAAGGCUGCUGCUGGGAAGCCCGCUGCCCGGAUCACGUGGGUUCCAGAAGGAGUCUGCGUUACUAGCAAUGAAACUCAUGAUAACAGGACCGUGACUGUGACGAGCAGCUGUAGCUGGAAAAGCUUCAACGGGUCUCGGGCCACCUGCUUCAUUUCCCAUUUGACUGGGAAUAGCAAUUUAUCCAUAGAGCGUCAAACCCCUGGACCUUCCACAUUCAUCUUUCCGGUUGUGAGUUUUUUCAUUUUGGGAUGUGUUUUGAACUCUGGAGUUUGCUUUUUCUUUUGCAAGACCAAAGAUAGCAGGGGCUCAGAACCUACUGACAACUGAGCCAACAUCAUGGAACCUGGAGCUCCACUUUCACCUGAGGAAUGGAACUCCUCAAUCCAAAUAACAACAGCUUUGUCCUGAUCAAUAGUUCUUCAACAUUUCCACAGUAAUAGAGCCCUUCGAUUUAAACAAGACUCUGGCACAAUCCUUGCAGGAAAAUCUUUAUCUGUAAUGCCUAAUCUUAAAUGAUAAAAAAAGACAAGAUUUGAGGUGUGUCGGGGUUUCUUGUAGCACAUGUUGAGAAACCCCAGCCUCGAAGAGGUCUAGAAUAGCAGGGGAAUGGAAUGGAAUUCUUAUUCUUGUCAGGAGGGCACAGGACAGUUUGAGUUUUCAAUCCUUUUGAUUUACAUUUUAUUUUUGUAAUUCCCCCAAACUGGAAACCAAUCAGGGCGAUGCUAGAGGAUUAUGAAGAAGAAGUUGGUUGAAAUUCAGCCUCUGGUUUCAAGAUGGCAAUAGGAUCCUAUUAUUUUAGCUCUUGGACAAAUGCGGCUUGUACAGAAAGGCGGAGAAAUGGCCUUUUCUGUUCACAUCUGGUUUUGGUGGGGAGCAAACUUUAGUCAGGCAAGCCUGAGUCUGGCUGAGUCCCACCCUGACAUCUACCCACACUCAGGCCCUAUACAGCCUGUGGUCUGCCCUUCAUCACAUUCUAGCACGGAAGUGGGGAUGUUAAAUAGCUCAAAGGCUGGAGCUGCAGAUUGAACCUUUUUCAUCCCUUCAGUGUUUCAUGGUUGUGACCUACACAAGUCCAUGACCAAGUCACAGGUGCAGGCCUUUAGCGUAUUCACAAAUAUCUUUAACUCCCCACUCUGGUAUUUGCCCAUGCACAUCCGUUUGUGGAACCAGGGCUCACCAGUUUUUGUCUGUUUGGAGAGCCCUAGGAUGGAGGCCAGAUGCUCAGACUCCUUACUUCCUGGGGGAAAGGGAGAGAGCAGAAGUCUCAGUCUUCUGGAGGAGGCUGUUGUCAGGGAGAGAGAAAGGAGUUUCUGAAGUUCAUCACUACAUUAUUACUGCAACAGAGAUGGCAACUGCUUGUCCCCAUCACAAACUUUUCAACUGAAGGACAAAGGUGAUGGACAGGGAUCCUGGGCACCAGUGACAGCUACUGCCACUACUGCGGGCAAAAUUGUCACAGCCAUGUUGAUUGGAAACCCCACUGGGCUGAUGGAGACUGGAGCUCUCUCUGUUUGGCAAGGAUAAGGGUGGGGGCGGUAUUCCUCUUUCAUUGCCUACCUUUUCUCUCUGUUCUUUCAAAGAUAGUGUGAAUUCAUUGCAAAGCUUAUUUCUAGUUUUUUAAAUGGCUUUUCAUCUUGUCUCUAAAAGCUAGCAUUAAAUUAAAUUGUGGUUAACCCAAAAAAACAUUUUGGUCUGCAUGUAUUUCUUUUGCUCAAAGGCAAUUGAGAGAGAAGUUAUGCUUGUUGACUGAGGGGGAGAGAGAGAGAGAGAGAGAGAGAGAGAGAGACAGAGAGAGACAGAGAGAGACAGAGAGA
Monodelphis domestica (gray short-tailed opossum) is the source of this 2267-nucleotide messenger RNA. Its product is annotated as cell surface glycoprotein CD200 receptor 2-like. Gene Ontology annotation, molecular function: signaling receptor activity. The record is from RefSeq and is a predicted model, not a curated record. Gene Ontology annotation, cellular component: external side of plasma membrane. Gene Ontology annotation, biological process: regulation of neuroinflammatory response. Lineage: Eukaryota; Metazoa; Chordata; Mammalia; Didelphimorphia; Didelphidae.